UUCAUUGUUCGUUGUUCGCUCUUUAAGUUAAUUCCUGAAUUUACUUUGGACUGUCUCUCAGAAGUUAAUCCAACCACUACCACAAAAACCCUCAAAUAAUGGGCACCCCAUUUUUCUUUCUUCUUCUUGUUCCCUUAAUUGCAGAAUGUGCCCUUAUCCCAUCGGCUUCAGAUUUCGAGAGUAGAAUUGUGGGUGGCUACAGUGCGGCUCCUGGUCAAUUCCCAUAUCAAGCUUCAAUCCAAACUCCUGAUUUUGUUCACGACUGCGGUGGAUCCAUUGUUAGUGCUUCGUGGAUUCUUUCAUCUGCCCACUGUGCUAAGGAUAAAGCACCUGGAGAAACAACAGCCCUUAUUGGGAGUCACCUUGUUAGCCUCGGUGGGGUUCGGUAUGGGAUUGAGAAAAUUGUCCCCCAUCCCGAUUACAAUGCACAGAAAUUCCUCAAUGAUCUUUCAAUGAUGAAGACAGACAGCCCAAUCACCUUUACGGACCUCAUUCAACCGAUAAAGCUUCAAACAACCCCUGUGGGGAGUGAUAUUGAAGCUGUUGCUUCAGGAUGGGGGACUCUAGCUUACCCAGGAGCUUUUGCCAAUAAUCUCCAAUAUCUUCCCGUCACGAUAAUUGACAAUGAUAUCUGCAGCACCCUCCACACAUCAACGAAUGCAGCUAAGCUCUACCCCGGGGUUAUGUGUGCUGAACCAAUUAGGGGUACAGGGAUGUGCGUUGGGGACACAGGAUCACCCCUUGUGACGAAACUCGAGAGUACGGACAUUGGAUUUGUGCAAAUCGGUGUAGUUGCCUGGGGGGUACCAUGUGGGGCAAAUUACCCCGAUGUCUAUACCCGCGUAUCAGCCUACGUUCCGUGGAUAGCACAAGUUUCCGAUGCUUUCAUCAUAGAACGAGAAUAAAGAAAAAAAUGUGCCCGUGUAUAAAUUCCAGUGAAGAGUCAAUAAAACAGAGUGGAGAUUCUCUCAAAA
Molecule: messenger RNA, 974 nt
Organism: Lutzomyia longipalpis
Lineage: Eukaryota; Metazoa; Arthropoda; Insecta; Diptera; Psychodidae
Product: chymotrypsin-2-like
Exons: 3
Coding region: 99-905 (268 amino acids)
Biological process (GO): proteolysis
Molecular function (GO): serine-type endopeptidase activity
Source: RefSeq, a predicted model, not a curated record